GUAAUCAAUCCUUGUGCAUUCUGAAUUUGCAAAUUUAAUAAUCCUAAAGUACUCUUAAGACUCAUUGCCUGAUAUUUAUUUUGAGCAUAAAAAUAAUAAGAAAAUGAAAUUAUAUCCCCCUGCAAACGAGCUAACCCUAAACUCUUCAUCCACACCGUUCACUUGAAUUCAAUAACAAAUCUACCGUCUAUCGCAGCAGAAAUCAUAACUCAAAAUUGAAACUAACGCCGUAAGUAGAACAAUCACUUGUAUUUCGAAGACUCAAAACAAAACCCCAUUGGAACAAACGCUGCCGUUCCGUUACAAGAAUCCUACGCGCCACCAGUUCCUUCUGUUUGACUGGCCACCCAUGGCGACCCCCUCGACCAUUCCGAUGACAAGCUCUCAAUCGGCGGCGGGUGGUGGGGCCCAGUCACAACCCCCGAUAGCUACGCCCGCUUUCCGUGCUUUCCUCUCACGACUAACAUCCUCUAUCCGUCGGGGAUUCUCCCAACGCCGUCCCUGGUACGAACUGAUCGAUCGGACUGCCAUGGCCCGUCCCGAUAAUCUAACGGACGCCUAUUCCCGGAUCCGCAAAAACCUCUCCUACUUCAAAGUCAAUUACAUAACUAUACUCGCAGUUGUACUCGCUUUCUCUCUCCUUUCUCAUCCACUCUCCCUCCUCGUCCUCCUCGGCCUUCUCGCCGCUUGGGUCUUACUGUACCUUUUCCGACCGUCGGAUCAACCUCUCGUGAUCUUCGGCCGUACGAUCUCCGAUCGCGAGACGCUUGGUGUGUUGGUGGUGUUGACCGUCUUUGUCGUGUUCAUGACCAGCGUUGGAUCGCUCUUGAUCUCUGCGCUCUUGAUAGGAGUAGCCAUCAUUUGCAUACACGGUUCGUUUAGGGUUCCAGAGGACUUGUUCUUAGACGAUCAGGAGCCUUCCAACUCUGGAUUUCUCUCCUUCCUCGGCGGAGCCGCUUCCUCAGCUGCCGCUGCGGCGGCCCCUGCAGUUGCCUCACGCGUGUGAACAGCAGAUCUUUCAAGCUGCACAUGCGCAUGAACUCUUUAUCUUCGUUUAUGGUAAAUCAAAAAUGAUUUACCGUUUUCAUGUUAACCAUGUACAUUCAAAUGACUACAGGAUAUGUACGGAUUGCAAAGUAUUUUGUCCAUGCCCGCUUCUGUAAUUUAUAUUCAACAGAAGUUCCCAUUCAAGUUCGGAUGUGUCUCAAUUGGGCCUUUAUUGAGUAUUUGACCCAUCUUGCCUGUUGAAGAGCCUGAGCCGAUGAUGAUGGAUAUGCCGUCCUUCUUUUAGCAAUCUUGUCACAAAACCUAACCUGAUGAUGAUGACUAAACCUUUUCUGUUGUCAUAAUUCUGGAUUGCUUCGAACCUUUCUAAAAUGGAUUCUCAUCAUUAACUGCAAAAAGGUAACCUCCCCUGCGUCUUUUUCCUCAUCCGUACAGGGUGAAAUCUCAGCCAACAUCGACCAAUCCAAGGGGUGUACAUCAAAGAAGGAACCAUUUCCUUCCUCAAGAUGACAUCAAUCGAUCCCGUUUUGUCAGGUAGUAAAGUAAAUUCAACAGUUGAGAUAAUGACAUCUCAUUUUAA
Durio zibethinus is the source of this 1585-nucleotide messenger RNA. Lineage: Eukaryota; Viridiplantae; Streptophyta; Magnoliopsida; Malvales; Malvaceae. The record is from RefSeq and is a predicted model, not a curated record.